Messenger RNA from Alexandromys fortis (reed vole), 7570 nucleotides. It is a transcript of the gene Lyrm4, whose product is annotated as LYR motif containing 4. The record is from RefSeq and is a predicted model, not a curated record. Gene Ontology annotation, biological process: iron-sulfur cluster assembly. The transcript is spliced from 3 exons. Lineage: Eukaryota; Metazoa; Chordata; Mammalia; Rodentia; Cricetidae. The coding region runs from base 335 to 610 and encodes 91 amino acids. Gene Ontology annotation, cellular component: mitochondrion; L-cysteine desulfurase complex.
GGAGGCUGCGAGCUGCCGCGAUCGAGCCCGUGAUCGUCCUCCCGAGCCGUGUCCCUGGGGCUGGACGGCCUGGCCUCCGGCCGCCGCAGCCGCCUGUGAGGAGCGCGGAGCCUCCCGGACGCGGGCGCCUCCCCUUAGCUGCCCGCCGCCCUGCCUGCGCCGCCUCCUCGCGCGCGUGAGACUCUUCCCCCAGGCCUCGAGCCUGGCCGAGCCACUGCUUCUGCUUUCCAGCGUGCUAUUUGCAUCGUUUGGCGUUUGGCUUCGGUUAAAGUCGGGACCUCCUCGAAGAAGGACUUGUUGGUUUUGGUGUUAAGUUUUUUUGUUUGUUUCCAACAUGGCAGCCUCCAGCCGCGCACAAGUGUUAGAUCUGUACCGGGCGAUGCUGAGAGAGAGCAAGCAUUUCAGCGCCUACAAUUACAGAAUGUAUGCUGUCAGGAGGAUAAGAGAUGCCUUCCGAGAAAAUAAGAGUGUAAAGGAUCCUGUAGAAAUUCAAGCCCUGGUGAAUAAAGCCAAAAGAGACCUUGAAAUAAUCCGCAGACAGGUCCAUAUUGGCCAGCUGUAUUCAACUGACAAACUUAUCAUUGAGAAUCAAGAGAAGCCCAGGACAUAGGAGCCCAACAUUUGGAAACGGCCUCCAGCAGCAGAACCGACCACCUUCAGCAUCCAUUCUGUGUGGUGUGGAAACUCCCAGUGCUGGCUGAACACAGCCUCUUGCUCUGCCUGCCUUGUAGGAGCUGAUAAACUGGGUCACAUUUGCAUCCUGUCACAGCCAUAAAGGGAAGAAAUGGCUGUGACUCCUCAAUCCAGGCAUUAGAAGGAAGAGCUGGAGGCCACUCAGAAUAACGCCAUGUGUUGUCGUGUCUCCUCUCCAUCCUCCCAUCUUACAGAUCACCCAUGUGUAGAGCUUUUGCAGACUUUGUGUCUCCGUCCUUAAAAAUAAACAGAAUUAUCUCCCUGUCCUUUUGUACCAAAUAAACCCAUUAUAAUGAAUGUGCAUUUAUUUCCUGAUCAGAUUGGGACUGUAGAAGUGGGAACCCAAAAGGAAGGCCCCACCAUCGGCUGAAGAUUGCCUUAGUGAAGGCAAGUCCAGGCACCAGUUCAGACACAGGCAAUAAGGACGCAGAUCAAGAUGAGCACAGGUACAGCCCCAUCACGCAGAUCUACAAGUUCAGAAUACCAAGCCUCUCCACAACCUGUGCCUCCACAACCUGUGCACACUGGAAUCCUACUUCUGGCAGUCCCCGAGGGAGGCCAUGAACGUUGAAGUCCAGGAAGUGCCACGUGUAGCUGUGCAGCCCAGGUUCGAUGGACACUGGGGACACCAGGAGUGCCUUAUGAAUGUACAUUACCUACUCCACUUAGCACCUUAGAGUCAUCAGGGAAUCAAAGUGUGUUAAGGGGAGAUGGCUCAGUGCUUAAGAGUACAUUUUGAUCUUGUCGAGGACCCAGGUUCUAGUCCCAGUACUGGGCCUGGUGGCUGCCAACCGUCUAUAACUCCAGUUCCAGGGAUCUGAUGCCCUGUUCAGACUGCUGCAGUCACCAGGUACACACAUGCAGGCAGAAUACUCGUAAGAAAUAAACCUUAAAGUUACUUUUUAAAAUAAUAAAGAUAAAAUACCAUUUUCUGGGAGAUGUGACGAUCAGCCGUCCAGCAGCAACCAGGUACUAAAGAUGUCGUAUGUUGUAGAAAUCCAUUCCUUCCGGGCACAUACUACACAACUCUCUUAACUUCUGGGAGUUCUAGGGACCUAUCCCACUGGAAGAAUUUCUUCUCAGACCUGAGUAGACUCUGGAUUCACGUCAGAGCUGGAGCAGGCGUGAGAGUAGUGAAGGUCCUACAGGAGCUAGACAGGGUGUCACCAAUUCUUGUGGCAUUCGUGUGGAUCCAGGACAAGCAGUCUAUCACCCUACCUUAAAAGUCAUGGAAGUUGGGUUAGGGGUGUGACUCCAUCUACAGUGUAGUGCUUGCCACACAAGCCUGAGGACCUGAGUUAAUAUUCCCAGCACCCAUGUUGUAAAAGGCUGGGCACAUCAGCACGGUAACCCUGGAGGAGGAGGGGCAGACAGGCAAAUCCUGGGAGCUCACAGGCCAGCCAGUGUAGCUAAAGUGGCCAACUAGAUUCAGUUCAUCCAACAUUAACAGUGAUUGAGGAAGACACCCAAAUGACAUCAGCCUCUGACCUCCACAUGCAUGCACACUUGUGUGUGUACCCACAUGAACAUAUACACAUGCAUGUACCACACAUGAAGUCAUGGGUGAGCCAGGUGUGAGGCUACACAUCUGUAAUCCUUGCACUGAGUCUGGGGUAGUUUUACAUAAAAAUUAUAAGUGAGCACAGACUACAUAUAGCCUGUCACGGGUGUUCACCCUGGUGUCUGUGCAGUAUAGAUUCUGUCAUGGUAGUAACCCACAGACAUUCUCUUUUGCAAUACAACUUUCUUUUUUUUUAACUAGUGUGCAAAAUAAUGGGUUUCAUCUUAGUGUUCUUGCUGUGAAGACACAUCAUAAUCAUAGCAGCUCUUCUCUUUUUUCUUCUUUCCCCAAAACAGGGUUUCUCUGUGUAACCUCUCGCUGUCCUGGAACUCACUCUGUGGAUCAGGCUGGCCUCAAAUUCAGAGAUCCACCUGCCUCUGCCUCCUGAGUGCUAGGAUUAAAGGCGUGUGCCAGCACCACUCAACUACACGGAACUCUUAACAAGGAAAGCAUUUAAAUGGGGCUUGCUUACAGUUUCAGAGGUUUUGUCCAUUGUUACCAUGGCGGGGAGCAUGGUGGCACAUGGGCAGACAUGGUGCUGGAGAGUAAUUAAGAUUUCUACAUCUGGAUCUGCAGGCAACAGAAGAAGAGAGAAACACUGGUACUGGCUCGGGCAUUUGAAACCUUAAAGCCCACCCCCAGUGCCACACUUCCUCCAACAAGGCCACACCUAAUUCUCUCAAGUAAUGCCACUCACUGACGACCAGGCACUCAAAUAGAUGAGCCUCUGGGGGCUGUUCUUACUCAAACCACCACAGGUUUCAUACCUGUGUGUCAUACUUGGUUCUCAUCCAUCCAGUUCUGCAACUCUUGAUCUCAGAAUUAAGUCUUGCACACCUGUAAGUAGUAAAAAUCAUUGGACGUCUUGAAUCUGAUAGCACUGGGUCCACUCCCGGGAGCUGAGGUGUUCAAAAAGCAGGGCAUGCAGCCUUGGUGAGCGAACGUGAUAUGAGAAGUGUGUUCUCACCUUGCGGCUGACCUGUGGAGCAGUGUCAUCCAGCCCCGGUGGAGGAGGCACUUGAUAAAACAAACGGUCACUCACCAUCUAACAGCAAUGCUGUGGGCAGUGCUCUCAAUUUAAGUAGCUGUAUUGUGUAAUCUAAGUCAUCCCCCUGAAAGUGUCACAUUGCAAGCAGAAUGGCAGCUCCGUGGGAGACUCCCCACAGGAUCGCGUCCACAGACAGUCAUGGAAUAAACCUGGCUUGUUCUGCAAACCGUUCACAGCUGGCUGCUUUUGUGUUAAUUAAACCUCCUAAAUGGGUUUGGACAUGCCCACGGCUUGAUAAUACAGAACUAAUUCUUGUAACUUAGAUCAAAUUAACUCCAUAUUUGGGGAUCUGCACAGAAAACAGGAGAAUUGAGCUAGAAAAGCCCACAAACAGGAGUGGGCUGAGCAGAGCCUCACGUUGGGUGUCCCGCAGAUACACGGGACUGCAACUUGAUUCUCGGGCUUCAGAAAAAGUGGCAUUUAACUGAUUGUGUAAUGCAGCCAUCUGUCUUCCUAAUAGCCCCAACUGUAGAGCUUGGGUCAGGCCAUGUGAUGGAGAAGUUGGACCACUUGCCCGGGGCCAUCUCAACUUUCCCAGAGUAUGCGACUUCUCUCAAGAUGCCACCGUCUUGAGAGAUGACAGGUCUCUCCGUGUCAGCAGCUGCAGAUGAAAAAUGCCACCAAAAGUUUACCUCUCCAGAGGCAAAAACCACUUGCAAAGCAGCCAUUUCCUAGACCUGCAGAUGGCACUGGCUGGGCCUAUCUGGUUCUUUAACUCUGGUUCUAGAGGAACGGUAUGUAGAUAGGUGUGAAGCUAUGUUGCUCUGAUGGCCCUUGUGGUCUAGAUGGUGGAGCAAGAGAGCGUCCUUGGGCUGUGACAUAGAUUGAUUUGCAUACAUGCUGUCCUGCAGCAGUCACUUUCAGCCCUUCCCUCCUUAGCCACACGCAACACUCAAAGCCUAUUAAUUCCAAGGAUUGGAAACAUUGCUCUUAUUUGUUCCAGUGCUGCAAGUAACCCUUUGCAUGCUAGGGAAGUGCUCUGUCAUGGAGCUGUAGUGUGUGUAUCAUGCCAUAAAACAGUUUGAAAGACCACAGAGACAGUUUAGCUGUAGUUCUCUAGAACAGAUAUGCACCUGGAGGGAGAGCUGCCUACAGAGAAUGUUUUCUUUUUGGUUGGUUGUUUGGGUUUGGUUUUGGUUUUUGUUUGUUUUUGUUUUUCUUCAAGACAGGGUUUCUCUGUGUAGCCCCAGCUGUCCUGGAACUCCCUUUGUAGACCAGGCUGGCCUCGAACUCAUGGAGAUCCAGCUGCCUCUGCCUCCAAAUGCUAGAAUUAAAGGCAUAUGCCACCACUGCUUGGAGAGAGAAUGCUUUCUAUAUUUAACAAAAGAGGAUAGUUUUUUUUCAAUGGCUGUGGAAGAUUGAACUACAUGUUGGCCUCCUAUCUCUGAGGAAUACACAGUCUGCUCUCCAUUCGUCCAAGGUCUCACACCCAUGGGUCUACUGACCACAGAACCAAAACAUCAUGUGGUUUUGUGGGGCUUUUUAUUUUGAUUUUGUUUUCAGGAGUGUUUUUGAGACAGGGUUUCUCUGUGGCUUUGGAGCCUGUCCUGAAACUUGCUCUUUAGAUCAGGCUGGCAUUGAACUCACAGAGAUCCACCUGCCUCUGCCUCGUGAGUGCUGGGACUAAAGGUAUGUGCCACAAUUGCCCAGUUGAGUGUGUAAGUUCUAUGCAAAUACAAUGCUUUUAUGUAAAAAAUGACAUUGUAGUUCUGCUCCCUAUCAGAGCUCCUAGAAUCAGUUCCCUGCAGAUACCACGGGACAGUUGUAAUUCAUACCAACUGCUAUUGCCUUCUAGAUUAAAGGACAUCUUAGGUAUUGGGGACAGGACACAGAGAAACAAUAAAUGGGACCUCCUGAAACUGAAAAGCUUCUGUAAAGCAAAGGACAUGGUCAACAAGACAAAAUGGCAGUCUACAGAAUGGGAAAAGAUCACCAACCCCACAUCAGACAGAGGACCGAUCUCCAAAAUACACAAAGAACUCAAGAAAUUGGUCAUCAAAAGAACAAAUAAUCCAGUAAAAAAAAAAAAUGGAGUACAGACCUAAACAGAGAACUCUCAACUGAGGAAUCUAAAAUGGCUGAAAGACAUUUAAGGAAAUGCUCAACAUUCUUAGCCAUCAGAGAAAUGCAAAUCAAAACAACUCUGAAAUUCCUUCUCACACCUGUAAGACUGGCCAAGAUCAAAAACAUGACAAAAGAUGACAACUUAUGCUGGAAAGGUUGUGGGGUAAAGGGAACGCUCCUGCAUUGUUGGUGGGAUUGCAAGCUGGGAACGGCAGACCCUUGGGUCUUGCUCCUCUGCCUUACUCAUGAGAACUGGGUCGUCUUUCGUACCUCCUUGCUCCCACUGGGAUGUUUUUAGGGGAGCCGCUGACUAUCAUGAUCAGCUAUGGUUGCAGGACUACCAGCUGUUGGCCACAGAGCUGGAGGUGCAAGACUACCUAACACGUCCAGGUGGUGAGAACCAGCAGCGCCCCCAGAGCAUUUUGCCAGGUCCAAGCAGCGCCUGCCGGUUCCAUAGAGCCUGGACAGUGAAGUAAAGCAGCCAGAUACUCCAGGGCAUGGUCAGCACCCCAGCUUUCUCAGGUUCCCAAAAGAUGAACAGUGCCCUGCUGCCAGGUCAGCAGGAAGUAGUCUCGAGAACAUGGUAUCCUCAUCUCCGCUCAUCUGCUAUCCCUUUCUAACUCCUCACCUUUUUAUAAUGAGCAAAAGGGAGGAAUGUUAGUAUCCUAUUCAGGCAUCUCUACUGGCCUGCUCUUGGGGUCCUGACAGGAUGUGUCCUCAGCUGCAGCCACUAAGAGCAUCUCCUGUGCACAUUCACUACAUUCCCUUUUUAAAGGUGGGCCUUGCCCACCUCCCUUCUCUUUUCUUUCUUCUCUAUCUGUCCCCCCUUCUCUUCUCUGGCUGUCUCUCUGUCUCUUUCCCACCUCUCUCUCUCUGCCUUUCUCUUCUCUUCUGCUGCUCCUGUCUCCAGAGGCCAGUCUCCCCCCUCCCCUCCCUCUUUCUAUGUUCCCUUUCUCCUAAUAUUUUUAUUAGGAGAAAUUAGCCCCUUCACGUGAACUCUGUCACAUAGCAUCUUUCUCUCUUGUGCUGCCCUUUAAAUUACAACAUUCCUCAAAUAUAUAAUCCAAAUGCAAAGUGUAGGACUCUACCGAGCUGUGUCCUCUCAGCUGUAGCUGUUAAUGGUGCUUACAUUUCCCGGGUUGCUUAGAUGGAGAAAGUCAAGUCACUAAAGUGAGCUCAGCUUGACAUGUCCCUGCUCAAACCUCUAUCCUCAUUGGCUUAAAAAAGCUACAUGCCCCUGAUCCUAUGAAUCUGACAGACCCCUACAUCAUGGUGACUGCCCAGGCAAAGGCUGGGGCUACCAAUAUUUCAUCAGCAUGUCUUAGCUUAUUAUAGCCAAAGUGCUCUCUCUGCCCUACAUACCCGGAUCCUGUAGUGUGCCAGAAAAGCAUAUUUGAUUCAGUUCCAUGACGCCACAGAAAGCAGAACAUAGAAGUUCCCCCCUCUUGCUUUUCCUCCCAUUCCUGAUAUAGAAGAUAUAAAGCAGGCACACUAAGCCACAGGCUUCAAGGCACAAGACUCAAAAGACACGCACGGCUAAGUCAGGAAAUGAAAACUCUUAGCCUGGUAAAUUAGACAAAAGCUGUGUGGCAAGAGCUGAAAUUCGUGAAACCCAUGAAAUGGUUUAUGAAAACCCUACAGCUGAGGAGAGAAGGAAGGAUGGGGCAGAUUGAGAGACAUCGGAGUGGAAACCUACAUGUGCCCAUGUCCACACGCACACAGAGUAUGAGAAACUUCACAACUGUGUGAGGAAUUUGUGGAGAUUUGUGGGUAAUUAAGACAGUCCCACUCCCAGGUGCUCAGGGAAGGCUCCUGCUGCUCCUGGGAUUCCCAGAGUGCAGUGCUCAUUCCUGAGCUGGAGCCUGGCCUCCCAAGGUCUGCAAACCUUGCUCCCUCGACUUCCCGUCUUACUUCAUGAGCAUGGAGUUUCCUAGGGAAGCAUUUUGUUCAGCCUUUCUCUCACUGCUUCGGAAACUCUUUAGAUGGGAAGAUGCUUUCUAUCCAACAUUCCCUGAAGGAGAGAUUUUUGCCACCAGGAAGCUUCUGGAAUCUCUCUUUAAUGUAGGACGGGAUCAUUGAAUGACUGGGAAGACAUAGUCUUUAAUGACUCGAGAUAGAUAAUAGUUUUAAAGUUGUUCCACCUUCAAGCAAAAUGACCAUAUGUAUCAAAUAAAGGUGCAUCCUGCAAAGGGGCACCAGCCUUA